This is a messenger RNA of Drosophila guanche, 1235 nucleotides long. Its product is annotated as clavesin-1. The coding region runs from base 184 to 1068 and encodes 294 amino acids. NCBI's taxonomy places the organism in Eukaryota, Metazoa, Arthropoda, Insecta, Diptera, Drosophilidae. The transcript has 4 exons. The record is from RefSeq and is a predicted model, not a curated record. Gene Ontology annotation, cellular component: membrane. Gene Ontology annotation, molecular function: phosphatidylinositol bisphosphate binding.
CAAAUGCAAACCGAAAUUCAGUUGACUAGAGCCGCACGAGUCGCGAGGAAGCACAAACAAAGAACACUACUAGAAAAAAUAUCUAAAGUUUGCUGAAAGUUAAGAGCCGAGCACUAACCGCUAGACUUAGGCCACCCCCGCACAAAGUAAUACCAGAAUCCAAAUACAAAUCCAGAAGCUACAAUGGCGGCCAGCGAUAUCAGCGAGGAGGCAUUCAAUUUGCGUGUUGGCUAUCUGAAGCCCGAGACCGUGGAAAUUGCACGCGUGGAGCUGCGUGAGACAGAGGAGGUGAAAGCCGAGGCCAUCCUGAAGCUGCGGGAGCUGCUGAAAGCCACACCCGAGCUGCACUACAAGGAUGACGAUGCCUUCCUCACGGUCUUCCUGCGCGCCUGCCACUUCUAUCCCGAAGGCGCUUUGGAAAAGAUGAAAACCACCGCCACGUUCCGUAAGGAGUAUGCGUCAUUGGUCCGUGGCCUGUUGGUCGAUCAGGUGAAGGAGAAGUUCAUCAAGGGCAGCGUGAUCAAUGUCCUGAAAAACUGCGACCAGAAGGGACGUCGUGUGCUGAUCGUCAACUGUGGCAAACUGUGGGAUCCCAGCGAGAUCAGCAGCGAUGAGAUGUUCCGCAUGCUCUACAUGGUACACAUUGCCGCCCAGCUGGAGGAGGAGACCCAGGUGCGUGGUGUUGUCUGCAUUAUGGACUUUGAUGGCCUGGCCAUGAAGCAGGUGAAGGCACUGUCGCCGAGCUUCUCCAAGCGACUGCUCACCUUCAUCCAGGAGGCAAUGCCGCUACGCAUGAAGGAGGUGCACUUUGUCAAGCAGCCCUUCAUUUUCAACAUGGUGUGGUCCCUCUUCAAGCCCUUCGUCAAGGAGAAGCUGAACAAGCGCAUGCACUUCCAUGGCAGUGACAUGAAAUCCCUGCAAAAGUUCCUCGAUCCCUCCAUCCUUCCGGCCAACUACAAGGGCUCUCUGCCAGCCAUCGAUUAUGGCGGCCAGGAGUGGUUCCCCGCCCUGGAGAAGCAGUCCCAGUACGUCUCCGAAUGGAGCGAGCUGGGCCCCGCCCAGUGGUAAUCCAUCCACACCACACCACACCAUCUCUCCAAACAUUCCAGAGGUGGCACUCGAUCCUAGCUUAUCCUUACUACAUUUGUAAAUACUUGCAACAUGUGUUUUCUUAGUUCGUAACAUUUUGGCAAUUAACUAGUUACAUAAUACUAUAAACCAAACAGAAAACUAAA